Molecule: messenger RNA, 2969 nt
Organism: Arachis stenosperma
Lineage: Eukaryota; Viridiplantae; Streptophyta; Magnoliopsida; Fabales; Fabaceae
Product: lipoxygenase 6, chloroplastic
Exons: 9
Coding region: 43-2838 (931 amino acids)
Biological process (GO): lipid oxidation
Molecular function (GO): oxidoreductase activity, acting on single donors with incorporation of molecular oxygen, incorporation of two atoms of oxygen; protein binding; metal ion binding
Source: RefSeq, a predicted model, not a curated record
UUCUUAUUAUUGGCUUGUUUCGUCAACUUAACUAAACAUAAUAUGUUUGUGCUCAAUCCUCCUAACUUCUCCAAUCUCUCUCAUCACAACAAUGCCCUCUGCCGCCCAUCUCCGCCCUUCUCCGCCUACAGGAGGAUUUCUUUACUUCCUUCCCGGCGGAGGCCGGUGGUCAAAGCUGAGAUCGGCGGCGGAGGUGCAGGUCAGGGUCAGAGUCAGAGUCAGAGUCAGAGUCAGACAGUAACAUCAACUUAUUCUUCGUUCUUGGAGACGAGCAAAGACAGCAAUGGUUCCGUGGUUUCUUCUGGAAGGAGUGAUGAGGGGAUAGAAGUGAAGGCUGUGAUGACAAUAAGGAAGAAGAUAAAGGAGAAUCUCACUGAUAAAUUGGAGGAUCAGUGGGAAUACUUCAUCAACGGUGUUGGUCAAGGCAUUCAGAUUCAACUCAUCAGUGACCAAAUUGACCCCGUUACAAAUUCGAGAAAAAGCGUAGAAUCCUACGUCAAAGGAUGGCUACCAAAACCUUCAAAGGUUUCCUACAUUGUGGAAUACUCUGCUGAGUUGAGAGUGCCAAGUGACUUUGGGAGCCCCGGAGCUCUUCUCAUCACCAACCUCCACGCCAAAGAGUUCUACCUCUUGAAAGUUGUCAUUCAUGGAUUCAGCGGAGGACCCAUUUUCUUCCCAGCCAACACAUGGAUUCAUUCACGAAACGACAACCCCAAAAGCAGAAUCAUAUUCAACAACCAAGCAUACUUACCUUCGCAGACCCCACCUGGAAUCAAAGAUCUUAGGCUUGAGGACUUAUUAAGCAUAAGGGGAACUGGCAAAGGUGAGAGAAAGCAGCAUGAUAGAAUCUAUGACUAUGCUACCUACAAUGACUUAGGCAACCCUGAUAAGGACAAGGAACUUGCUAGGCCAGUUCUUGGGGGUCCAGAGAGGCCUUAUCCUCGCCGAUGUAGAUCCGGCAGACCUCACACCGCUUCAGAUCCACUAUGUGAGAGUAGAAUUGAGAAGCCUCACCCUGUGUAUGUGCCAAGGGAUGAAACUUUUGAAGAAAUUAAACAGAACACAUUCUCUGCUGGGAGGUUGAAGGCCUUGUUCCACAAUCUUAUACCCUCAAUAGCAGCCACCAUGUCCAGAUCAGACAUUUCUUUCAACUGUUUCUCCGACAUCGACAAGCUUUACACGGAUGGUGUUGUUUUGAGAGAUGAAGAGCAGCAGAGAGGUGGAGUACAAGAUCUCUUGCUCGGAAAGGUCAUGAAUCAAGUCAUCAGUGCUGGAGAGCGAUUAUUGAAAUAUGAAAUCCCUGCUGUAAUUAAAAGAGAUAGAUUUUCUUGGUUGCGGGACAAUGAAUUUGCAAGGCAAGCCUUAGCUGGGGUCAAUCCAGUGAAUAUUGAGCUGUUGAAGGAAUUUCCUAUCCGCAGCAAACUAGAUCCUGCUGUGUAUGGCCCUCCGGAAUCAGCCAUCACAAAGGAAAUAUUAGAGCAAGAACUUGGUGGAAUGAGCUUUGAAAAGGCUAUGGAGGAGAAGAGACUAUUUGUCAUUGAUUAUCAUGACAUGCUUCUGCCAUUCAUGAAGAAGAUGAACUCCUUACCUGGGAGGAAAGCUUAUGCAUCCAGGACUAUUCUCUUCUAUGCAAAGACUGGUAUGCUGUGUCCUAUAGCCAUUGAGCUUUCACUUCCCCAAACUCCUUCAUCUGCGCAAAAUAAGCGAGUUUACACACACGGUCAUGAUGCCACGACACACUGGAUUUGGAAGUUAGCAAAAGCUCAUGUUUGCUCAAAUGAUGCUGGCGUCCAUCAACUAGUAAAUCACUGGUUAAGGACACAUGCAUGCAUGGAGCCAUAUAUAAUUGCUACUCAUAGACAACUGAGCUCAAUGCAUCCCAUUUACAAGCUGCUACACCCUCAUAUGCGCUAUACAUUAGAAAUCAAUGCACUUGCUCGACAGAGUCUAAUAAAUGGAGGUGGUAUAAUUGAGGCAUCUUUCAGUCCAGGAAAGUAUGCCAUGGAGCUUAGUUCAUCAGCUUACGAAAGCAUGUGGCGCUUCGAUAUGGAGUCAUUGCCAGCAGAUCUUAUUCGGAGGGGCAUGGCAGAAGAAGACCCUUCAAUGCCCUUUGGUCUGAAACUUGUGCUUGAUGACUACCCUUAUGCCUCAGAUGGACUCUUAAUCUGGUCUGCUAUAAAGGAAUGGGUAGAGUCUUAUGUUGUACACUUCUACUCAGAUCCGAAUUCCGUGACAUCUGAUGUUGAGCUCCAAGCAUGGUGGAAUGAGAUCAAAUUCAAGGGUCACUAUGACAAAAGGAAUGAACCCUGGUGGCCUAAACUGGAUACAAAGGAGGACCUGUCAGGUAUCCUCACCAUAAUGAUAUGGGUUGCUUCAGGUCAACAUGCUGCACUAAAUUUUGGGCAAUACCCUUUUGGAGGGUAUGUUCCUAACCGUCCUACCCUAAUGAGAAGACUCGUUCCUCAAGAGAAUGACCCUGAAUACAAAAAGUUCAUUGAAAAUCCUCAGCAUGCAUUCUUGUCAUCCCUGCCUACGCAACUCCAAGCUACAAAAGUGAUGGCUGUUCAGGACACACUUUCCACACAUUCCCCUGAUGAAGAGUACUUGGGGCAAGUGAACCCUCUUCACUCUCAAUGGAUCAAUGAUCAUCAAGUGUUGAAAAUGUUCAACAAAUUCUCUGCUAGAUUGGUGGAGAUAGAGGAAAUAAUCAAUGCAAGGAAUAAGGAGCCAAAAUUGAAAAACAGAACCGGUGCAGGUGUCCCACCCUAUGAACUGUUGCUUCCAUCGUCAGGUCCAGGUGUAACUGGUCGUGGAAUUCCCAACAGCAUAUCUAUAUGAAUAUUUGUUAGGGUUGGUUCCCAUAAUCUUCCCUUGCUUAUGAUGUCUGAUAUUGAAAGAAACCGUGUAUAUGCUAUGUAUGUAAUCAACUAAUCAUGCAUAAUUUUUUAUGGAUAGUCGAAAUUGUCAAA